AGGAGUUAACUUUCCGGUUAGCAGAAGGAGAUUUUCGCAAUAGAGGAGAAUUAGUACUACUAAGAGAUGAUUUAACGCGGGUUAAUCAGGUUCUUAGUAUUAAUAAUCCUCGAAUUCAAGAUUUUGAAGCUCAAAAGGUCAAAAAUGAGAGGAUUGUAAAAAAAUGUAAAGAGUUAUUGAAGGAGUUAGAAUAA
Molecule: messenger RNA, 194 nt
Organism: Funneliformis geosporum
Lineage: Eukaryota; Fungi; Glomeromycota; Glomeromycetes; Glomerales; Glomeraceae
Source: the annotation of a GenBank genome assembly